AAGGAGGAGCUGAGCGCGCUGUGCAAACGCGGAACGUUUCAGAACCUAACAUUUCGAAGCUCUACAACAGAUUUUUUUUAUUUCGUGACUUUACGGCAGACUAUAGAAACCCACAAUGUCUAAAAGAGUAGCUGUAGUUACAGGGGCAAAUAAAGGCAUCGGUCUGGCGAUUGUGAAAGGGUUGUGCAAAGCAGGUUUCAAUGGUGAUAUACUCCUUACUGCACGGAAUGAGAAACUGGGACAAGAUGCGGUUGCUGGACUGAAAUCUGAGGGAUGCAAAAACGUAAUCUUCCAGCAACUUGAUAUAUGCGACCAAGGAAGCUCUCUGAAACUGAAGAAGUUUCUGGAGGAGAAGUACGGCGGCCUGGAUGUUCUUAUUAACAACGCGGGAAUGGCCUUCAAACAUUCAGCAACCGAGCCAUUUGGAGAACAGGCUGAGGUGACCAUGCGCACCAACUUCUGGGGAACACUGUGGGUGUGCCAUGCUCUUCUGCCGAUACUUCGACCCAAUGCUCGGGUGGUCAACGUGUCCAGCUUUGUUAGCAAGAAAUCCCUUGACCAGUGCAGUUCUGAACUACAGGCAAAAUUCCGAAAUAAAGAUUUAUCUGAGGAGGAGUUGUGCCUGCUGAUGGGAGAGUUUGUUCAGGCUGCACAGGCAGGGGAUCAUACGGCUCAGGGCUGGCCAAACACUGCCUAUGGUACCACCAAGAUUGGUGUGACUGUGCUAUCAAGGAUCCAGGCUAGAGUUCUUACCGAGACAAGGCCAGGUGAUGGUAUCCUCCUGAAUGCUUGCUGUCCAGGAUGGGUGCGAACGGACAUGGCUGGAUCAAAUGCCACCAAGAGUCCAGAGGAAGGGGCAGAAACUCCUGUUUAUCUGGCAAUGCUGCCUGAAGGAGUCAAAGAGCCACACGGACAGCUAGUGUGGGACAAGACUGUACAGGAAUGGUAGCGUGAAGAAAGGAGACGUCAUCAGUUUAUUCCAUCUGAAAAGAAUGUCAUGGUUACAUCUGAUAGUAAAUGACUUUUCCAAAAUAUGCUGACAUGAAAAGAAUACUGUAAACUUCUACCACAUUAAAUUACAUUUUGAAAAGCUCUGAUAUGUAAUUGCUUCACUUUUCUUGAAAGUAACUGCGUGAUUUAUGAUUUAUAGAUAUCAGCUCACCAUAUCUUAUUUUCAGUAUCUGUUCAAUUUCUAGGGUCAUUUUGUUUAUCUAGCUAAGAUAAACAGAAGAUAAACUGAUUUUGGUCUUGAAUGGUUCUUCCACAGAACAGAUUUAACCAUCUGUACAAACCAAAAUCUCUAUAUACAUUCCUAUUUUGUGAAGCAAAAUGCAUAUUUAGUUUGCCAAAACAUUUGUGAUCUUAAAUUGUAUCCAUUAAAAUGAUUUGUUGUAAGCUUGA
Carassius carassius (crucian carp) is the source of this 1401-nucleotide messenger RNA. It is a transcript of the gene cbr1l, whose product is annotated as carbonyl reductase 1-like. Lineage: Eukaryota; Metazoa; Chordata; Actinopteri; Cypriniformes; Cyprinidae. The transcript is spliced from 4 exons. The record is from RefSeq and is a predicted model, not a curated record. The coding region runs from base 116 to 949 and encodes 277 amino acids. Gene Ontology annotation, molecular function: carbonyl reductase (NADPH) activity.